UCUCUCUAUUUCUCCCCUCUUCCUGCUCUCUCUCUCUCUCGCAGUCGCUGCCGCAUCUCUGCUCUCCCAAUCGCCGCUCCCCUCCUUCCCUCUCAGCGCAGCAGGCCCGUGUGCAGGUGCGGGGGGCAGGGACGGACGGACGGGGGCCACCGCAGCUCCGCGCCGGCGCGGCCGCUCAACUCCGGCGCGGGGGUCAGGGCGGGCCCCCAUUGGCGCGGGGCGCCGCCGCUCCCGGAGGCCGGGCCUCCGCCGCGGCUCCCCCUCGGCGGUGCUCGAUCUGCUAGGUUUCGGUGGAGGGAUCGGGCCUGAGAGGAGGGUGAUUGCCAUCUCCAGCUCAUUUACAGUAAUUCGGGCCUACUCCCAUGUCCAAAUCGGGCAUGGGUCACGGAUGCAGCAACUAUCGGAAGGGGCGCAGCCUGCAGAUCUGAAAGCCACCUGGUUUCCUUUGCUCAGUUGACCUGAGUGAAUGGCAUUGCUUGCCGCUGUUUGACUGUCAUUACUUCCUGUUUGAUGUCUGUUCAAGAAAUCUAGCAUGAGGUGAUGUGCUCAGAGGACUUUUAGUUCUUGUUGCUGUUCUGUGUUGAAUAACCCGGAAGCUCGAAGGGAAGUGGAUCACAUUCCCACUCUGUUGUUGUUAACUUCUUGGUCUGGCUUGGAUAACCUCAACCUGGAGGCUGGAGGAGAUCAAAUCCAGUUCCUGCCCUGGUAACAAGGUGCUCCUAGGGGAGGGCAUCAUGACCUACUUCCCUGAGGAGGUGGUGGAGCACAUAUUCAGCUUCUUGCUGUCGCACAGUGACAGGAACACGGUCUCGCUCGUGUGCAAGGUUUGGUAUGAGGUUGAGAGGCUGAGCCGGCGAGCUGUGUUUGUGGGGAACUGUUACGCAGUGCGCCCUGAGCGCGUAGUGCUGCGGUUUCCCAAUGUAAGGGCACUGACGGUGAAGGGGAAGCCGCACUUUGCAGACUUCAACCUUGUGCCACCUGAUUGGGGUGGCUAUGCGCGGCCAUGGAUUGAGGCAGCGGCAAGGAGCUGUGUGGGGCUUGAGGAGCUACGGAUGAAGCGGAUGGUUGUGUCGGAUGAGAACCUUGAGCUGCUAGCUCGGUCAUUCCCAAGAUUCAAGGCCCUCGCCCUUAUCAGCUGCGAGGGGUUCAGCACCGAUGGGCUAGCUGCUAUUGCGAGUCACUGCAAGCUCCUGAGGGAGUUAGAUUUGCAGGAAAAUGACGUUGAGGACCAUGGGCCCAGGUGGCUCUCCUGCUUCCCUGAUUCCUGCACUUCGCUUGUGUCCUUGAAUUUUGCGUGCAUCAAAGGGGAGGUGAAUUCUGGCGCACUAGAGAGACUUGUUGCUAGGUCUCCGAACCUACGCAGUUUGAGGUUGAAUCGUGCUGUAUCAGUAGAUACACUCUCCAAGAUACUAGCGCGCACCCCAAAUUUGGAAGACUUGGGGACUGGUAAUUUGACAGACGAUUCUGAAUCCUACUCGAGGCUGACUAGGGCACUGGAGAAAUGCAAAAUGCUGAGGAGUUUGUCAGGAUUUUGGGAUGCUUCUCCUAUUUGUGUUCCUUUUAUCUAUCCCCUAUGCCAUCACCUAACAGGCCUAAACUUGAGCUAUACUCCCACACUGGAUUAUUCUGAUCUGACUAAAUUGCUCAGCCGCUGUGUGAAACUCCAGCGUCUUUGGGUACUGGAUUGCAUCUCUGAUAAGGGUUUGCAAGUGGUGGCCUCCAGUUGCAAAGAUCUACAAGAACUCAGGGUUUUCCCAUCAGAUUUUUAUGUUGCUGGUUUUUCUGCUGUGACAGAAGAGGGACUUGUUGCAAUAUCAUCAGGCUGCCCAAAACUGAGCUCUUUGCUGUAUUUCUGUCACCAGAUGACCAAUGACGCACUAAUUACCGUAGCCAAGAACUGCCCAAAUUUCAUAAGAUUUAGACUAUGUAUACUUGAGCCAAAGAAGCCAGAUGCCAUAACAAACCAGCCGUUAGAUGAAGGCUUCGGUGCAAUUGUUCGUGAGUGCAAGGGGCUAAGACGACUGUCAAUGUCAGGUCUUCUCACUGAUAAGGUUUUCAUGUAUAUUGGAAAGUAUGCAAAACACCUUGAGAUGCUUUCUAUAGCAUUUGCUGGAGAUAGUGAUAAGGGGAUGAUGCAUGUGAUGAACGGAUGCAAGAAUCUCAGGAAGCUUGAAAUUAGAGACAGUCCUUUUGGUGAUGUUGCACUCUUGGGGAAUGUUGCAAAGUAUGAGACAAUGCGAUCCCUUUGGAUGUCAUCAUGCAAUGUCACAUUAAAGGGGUGCCAAGUCCUUGCGUCGAAGAUGCCGAUGCUCAAUGUGGAGAUCAUGAAUGAACUAGAUGGAAGCAGUGAGAUGGAGGAAAACCAUGGUGACGACCUCUCUAGAGUGGAUAAGUUAUAUGUUUACCGCACAACUGCUGGAGCAAGGGAUGAUGCACCAAAUUUUGUUAAAAUCCUAUAGAGCUAGCUGCGAGUAGCCUGGUAUCUUCUCACCCUAAAAGAUGGUCGGUGGAAUCCGGCAUGCCCGGGGCCGCGGCAGCAGUGGUAAGUUCCUGAACCAAAUCCCCACCUUUGCAGGGUCAGGAAAAGCCACACUGGUGUGCGCCCUUUUCUUGGAGCACCAUGGCCGGGAUCCAUCAUCAUCAUCCUCUGUACCACCGCCCCUGCUCAACUUUCAGUGCCCGGUCGGAUGGCCACUGAGGCCCUUCAUCACAUAAAUCCUGUGCAUUGGAGAGGACCGGACCUGACCAACUUUUUUUGUUCACCUUUCGCACCCCCUGUAAUCUGUAGUGUACCAUUUGCUUCUGACAUUGGCACAGUGGAUUGUGUUGCCAGCCCUGCUGUAGCGUUUUGUUUCGUAGCCUUGAAUCAUCGGGACAUAGACAUUCCGGGGGCGACGAUUUGUUCUGUUUUCUCCUGUGAAUGCAGUGCGUGGAAUAAUUUGCGGUUUAUCUGCCUACAA
Messenger RNA from Panicum virgatum (switchgrass), 2960 nucleotides. RefSeq names its product transport inhibitor response 1-like protein Os04g0395600. The record is from RefSeq and is a predicted model, not a curated record. NCBI's taxonomy places the organism in Eukaryota, Viridiplantae, Streptophyta, Magnoliopsida, Poales, Poaceae. Gene Ontology annotation, cellular component: SCF ubiquitin ligase complex. The coding region runs from base 735 to 2459 and encodes 574 amino acids. The transcript is spliced from 5 exons. Gene Ontology annotation, biological process: SCF-dependent proteasomal ubiquitin-dependent protein catabolic process.